Histoplasma mississippiense is the source of this 1428-nucleotide messenger RNA. RefSeq names its product glutathione reductase. Bases 1 to 1428 code for a protein of 475 amino acids. Gene Ontology annotation, molecular function: NADP binding; flavin adenine dinucleotide binding; glutathione-disulfide reductase (NADPH) activity. Gene Ontology annotation, biological process: cellular response to oxidative stress; glutathione metabolic process; cell redox homeostasis. The record is from RefSeq and is a predicted model, not a curated record. Gene Ontology annotation, cellular component: mitochondrion; cytosol. Lineage: Eukaryota; Fungi; Ascomycota; Eurotiomycetes; Onygenales; Ajellomycetaceae. The transcript is spliced from 4 exons.
AUGGCACCCACAGAAGUGCACGAGUACGAUUACAUAGUUAUUGGCGGCGGCAGCGGGGGUAGCGGCGCUGCUAGGAGAGCGUCGGGUUGGUAUAAAGCAAAGACCCUUAUUAUUGAGAAUGGGAGGUCUGGCGGGUGCUGUGUGAAUGUCGGCUGCGUACCCAAAAAGAUGACCUGGAACUUUUCCUCCAUUGCCGAAACCCUGCGUGAUGGAGUGCAUUACGGCUAUGACAUCCCCAAGAACAUCCCCUUCGACUUCUCCGUCUUCAAACGCAAGCGCGACGCCGUCAUCGAGCGCCUCAACGGCGUGUACGAGCGCAACUGGAACCGUGAGGGAAUCGACCUCGUUCACGGCACCGCCCGCUUCCUUAGCAAGAAGGAGAUCGAAGUUGAGUUGCAGGACGGCUACGGGAAAAAAGUCCGGUACACGGCCCCGAAGAUUUUGAUUGCUACCGGUGGUUACCCGCUUAUCCCCGACGAUACAUCCGGUGCGCACCACGGUAUCACUAGUGACGGGUUUUUCGACAUCGAGGUCCUCCCGCCCAAGAUCGCGGUGGUUGGUGCGGGAUAUAUCGCUGUCGAGCUGGCAGGUGUGAUGCAGUCCAUUGGCGUCGAGACCCACAUGUUUAUCCGUGGCCAGACGUUCUUGCGCAAAUUCGACCCGAUGAUCCAAACUACGAUGACCAAACGGUAUGAAGAUAUGGGCGUGAAGAUCCACAAGGGAUUCAAGAAAUUUGAAGCGGUGGAGCUCCUCAGUGCUGGAAAGGGGGCGGAGAAGAGGCUGAAGAUCACUAACAGUGGCGGGGAGGUGUUUGAGUUUAACGAACUGCUGUGGGCGAUUGGAAGAGCUCCAGCUAUUCAGGAUCUGACACUGGAGAACGCUGGAGUCCAGCUUACACCCACCGGCCAUAUUGCUGUUGAUGAGUUUCAAAAUACCUCCGUGGACGGCAUUUAUGCCUUGGGUGACGUGACUGGACAAGCAGAACUGACUCCUGUCGCCAUCGCCGCCGGUCGGCAGCUCGGAAACCGCCUGUUCGGGCCUGCCGAACUCAAAUCCUCCAGACUAUCCUACGACGUCAUACCUACCGUCGUCUUCUCGCAUCCCGAAGUCGGCACGACAGGCCUGACGGAGCCUGAAGCCAUCGAGAGGUACGGCAAGGAGAAUAUCAAGGUCUAUCAUACGAAAUUCUCCGCGAUGUUCUACGACGUUAUGCCAGCGGAGGAGAAGCAGAAAAACCCGACGGAGAUGAAACUUGUCUGCGCGGGCCCUGACGAAAAGAUCGUUGGUCUGCAUAUUCUGGGCCUGGGUGUUGGAGAGAUGUUGCAGGGCUUUGGGGUGGCGGUUAAGAUGGGAGCGACAAAGAAGGAUUUCGAUUCUUGUGUGGCCAUUCAUCCGACAAGCGCUGAGGAGUUGGUCACGAUGCGGUAG